CAGCGGCGGUGGCGGCGGGCGGCGGCAGGGGCGGCGGCGGCGGCGGCCCGCACCAGCCAUGCCGAAUAAAAACAAGAAGGAGAAAGAACCACCGAAACCGGUGAAAAGUGGAAAAGGUUCAAAAGAAGGACAAGACACAGUAGACCCAGAGAUAGCCAGCAAGAGAAACAGCCUUGUGGCUGUCCAGUCUUCGACCUCCGCUAAAAUCAAAGUGCCAGUCCCUCAGCCUGUCGUCGUCCCUGUGAAGAAGGAUAAACGGCAGAAUUCUUCACGCUUUAAUGCCAGCAAUAACAGAGAACUGCAGAAACUCCCGUCUCUGAAAGAUGUUCCUCCUGCGGAUCAAGAGAAGCUUUUUAUCCAGAAGCUACGUCAAUGUUGUGUCCUCUUUGACUUUGUUUCUGACCCACUGAGUGACCUGAAGUGGAAGGAAGUAAAACGAGCCGCAUUAAGUGAGAUGGUAGAGUAUAUCACGCACAACCGGAACGUGAUCACGGAGCCCAUUUACCCAGAGGUCGUCCACAUGUUUGCAGUUAACAUGUUUCGAACCUUGCCACCCUCCUCCAAUCCUACGGGAGCAGAAUUCGAUCCAGAAGAAGAUGAACCAACGUUAGAAGCAGCCUGGCCUCAUCUGCAGCUUGUUUAUGAAUUUUUCCUAAGAUUUUUAGAGUCUCCUGAUUUUCAGCCCAAUAUAGCAAAGAAAUAUAUUGAUCAGAAGUUUGUAUUACAGCUUCUAGAGCUCUUUGACAGCGAGGAUCCUCGGGAGAGAGAUUUUCUCAAAACUACCCUUCACAGAAUCUAUGGGAAGUUCUUAGGCCUGCGCGCUUACAUCAGGAAACAAAUAAAUAAUAUAUUUUAUAGGUUUAUUUAUGAGACAGAGCAUCACAAUGGCAUAGCAGAAUUACUGGAGAUACUGGGAAGUAUAAUAAAUGGAUUUGCCUUACCACUGAAGGAAGAGCACAAGAUUUUCCUGCUGAAGGUGUUGCUGCCCUUGCACAAAGUGAAAUCCCUGAGUGUCUACCAUCCCCAGCUGGCGUACUGUGUUGUGCAGUUUUUAGAGAAGGACAGCACCCUCACUGAACCAGUGGUCAUGGCACUUCUCAAAUACUGGCCAAAGACUCACAGUCCAAAAGAAGUAAUGUUCUUAAAUGAAUUAGAAGAAAUUUUAGAUGUAAUUGAACCAUCAGAAUUUGUGAAGAUCAUGGAGCCUCUUUUUCGACAGUUAGCCAAAUGUGUUUCCAGCCCUCACUUCCAGGUGGCAGAGCGGGCGCUGUAUUACUGGAACAAUGAAUACAUUAUGAGUUUAAUCAGUGACAACGCAGCAAAGAUUCUGCCCAUCAUGUUUCCAUCCUUGUACCGCAACUCAAAGACCCACUGGAACAAGACUAUACAUGGCUUGAUAUACAAUGCCCUGAAACUCUUCAUGGAGAUGAACCAAAAACUCUUUGAUGACUGUACCCAGCAGUUCAAAGCAGAGAAACUGAAAGAGAAGCUAAAAAUGAAAGAGCGAGAAGAAGCAUGGGUUAAAAUAGAGAAUCUAGCCAAAGCGAAUCCCCAGUACGCAGUGUAUAGUCAAGCCAGCGUCAUGAGCAUUCCGGUUGCAAUGGAGACAGAUGGGCCUCAGUUUGAAGAUGUGCAGAUGCUGAAAAAGACAGUGAGCGACGAGACUCGUCAGGCACAGAAGGAUCUGAAGAAGGAUCGCCCCCUUGUGCGCCGCAAGUCCGAGCUGCCUCAGGACCCCCACACCGAGAAAGCCUUGGAAGCUCACUGCAGAGCCGGUGGGCUGGUCUCCCAGGAUGGGCGCUAGCCUCUGGAGCAGCGUGCUGAGCGGGGCCUGGCACUUCUCUUCUGGAUGCUGUAGAAAAGACAUGUUUGUGCCAUACCAAUCAGUUACACUCACAGUCAAAACUUCCUCCAGCCCGUUCUCUAGGCAAUAACUCGCGUCUGCCUCCGCCCGAGAUUAGGAGUUCAAACAAUGGUGGCUUCUCUGGCCCUGCUGGCCAAGCCAGGGGCCAGUGCUGUGUCCUCACCAUGCUGUCACCACCCCAGCAUUGCCCCGAGUAAGACUGAUCCAAAGUCAGAGCUGUAGGAAAGCACCCUGGUUAUCAUCUUCUUUUCCACCCAGCGGAGCCUGUGCCUCUAACAGAGGUAUUCCGUGGUGGCGCCGAUGCGCUCUCAGAUCAGAGGAACACUUUAAAAGGUAUCUCCUCCUCUUCACGACGUUACAGCCCGUGGUGUUGCUUCCGUGACUGCCGUGCCAGCAGCUUGUGUUUGUUGGUUAAAUCUCACAAAUGAUCCUUUGCUUUCACAUUCUAACUGCCUCCUGGAAAAGUGGCCAACAGCCCUCAGCACUGAGGCCUUCCAAGGUGUUUCUUUCCUUUGAUUAACAGCAUGCACACCAUAUCCUGCUCCCUCAGUGUCUACCGAAAGCCAUAUCUCAUAGCCCAUUGUAGAGGCCAGAGUCUCACCUAAGCUCAGAGGAGAAAGUUCUGGGAAGUGCUUUCUCAGGCCACCUUGACCAGAAUCGCAAUGUUGAAAUUAUGUGUUCAUGUUUUUAUUUGCGGAAUCAGUUUUUCAUCUAUUUACACAUUAUCCUUCAACAAGGCUCUUGAAUUGAUAAAAUGAUAGGAUCUAAGAAUUCCACACUUGUAGAAAGCUACAAUAAAUUAAGCCACUUGGCCUACUGCAGACUGCAGACUGCAGCUGCCUGUGGGUGUACGGCAGGCCACACCAUGGGGGUGCCCUCAGUGAGCCUUUCUGUCGAAAAAGCACACAUUACGAAGCUCAUAAGGAAAAGUGCAAUGUCUGCCAGUUUUCACAUGCUGCUACAGGCUUCAUAGACUUAUUGCAUGGACUAAGCUUCUGUUUUAGAUGGAAUAGCACAAGAGAAAAAUCUUGAACUAGUGCUUUGUCUAUUCUUUAUUUCUCUCAGGGUGGCCAGUACUUUGACUUAUUUAUCCUCCUUGAAAGCUACUUGAGAUGUGUACGCAAUGCUGAACAGUGACUAGUUUCUCUUGUCUCCAGCACAUAUAUAACUUAGUGUUAAAAGUCUUGAUGCGUAAGAUAUGGUAACACGUGGCUUCUUUUAAAAUCUGUUUUUUAAUCGUGGUCUUGUGUAUCCGUGAAAAAAUUGUGAAAUCAGACAUUGCUCUCAUGUGGCCUCAGAGCCUGCUUCUGGGUCCCCUUAGGUGUCUGCUGAUGCUCACUCCACAGAGCAGGGAAGAAAGGCACCUGAGGAGAGGGAGAGCCAGCACAGCCAAACAGAAAGGUGGCCCCAGCCGAGGGACAGGUUGGUCGCUUGGGUGAGAAGAAACUUCCUGAGAAACUUGACAAGUAUCUAUCCACUUACCAUUAUGAAAUCUAUUUUAAAAAAAAAAGUUGAGAUGCCUUCUCCUUUUGAGGGAAAAAGGGUGCUUUUAUUGUAUAAAGCAGCGUCUCUGUGUUUUCAUACCCCAUUGUUUGAACUCUCGUCUUUAGCUGGUAGAGUCUCAGAUAGCCCAGAUGUGGGGCAUUCUGUGUGUGGUGAGAGGUCCUAUGAGACUCCUUCGCCCUGCGUGGAAAGCAAGCUAUCAGUGUCCGGAUGAUUGUGCGAAGCUCAGCACGACAGAACAUCUUCUGGUCCAGGUUUUAUUUCUGCUCUUUAUUGAAGACAAACAUUUACCAAUAAGGAAAAGGAAAAAAAAAAUGUUUUGAGAGAAACUACUUUUUUUUUGACAAGAGUAUUACUUAACUAUUUUGGCCUAUUAAAGUUUCCCCAGUUAGUACUUGGGUUCCCUGUGCUAAUUGUUCGACUCGUAUAUUGUUAAGACACGCUGUUGAUUCUGUACCAGACUGGUUUAAAAAGUACCAUGCUGAAAAGAAACGGUGACUGGUUUUCUCCUUGUGGCUCCAGUCUGGCACCUUCACUCUUUCCAAAAUGUAUCUGCACCAGAGCUGUCACAGUUCAAGUGUCUUUCUAGUGUGGCUUUGUAUGGCUUCCUUUGAACAUUGUACAUACAUUGUAUCUUUGUUUUAUGGUAAUAAGUAAUAAAAAUGUAGACUUCGUAUUUUGUACAAAA
Psammomys obesus (fat sand rat) is the source of this 4055-nucleotide messenger RNA. RefSeq names its product protein phosphatase 2 regulatory subunit B'gamma (gene Ppp2r5c). Lineage: Eukaryota; Metazoa; Chordata; Mammalia; Rodentia; Muridae. The transcript has 16 exons. Gene Ontology annotation, biological process: signal transduction; protein dephosphorylation. The coding region runs from base 59 to 1804 and encodes 581 amino acids. Gene Ontology annotation, molecular function: protein phosphatase activator activity. Gene Ontology annotation, cellular component: protein phosphatase type 2A complex; cytosol; nucleus. The record is from RefSeq and is a predicted model, not a curated record.